AUGGAUGGUACUAUCCUUAAUACAGAAGAUAUAUAUACUCAAUGUACAACUGAGAUAUUGAAUGAUUUUGGUAAAGGACCAUUGACAUGGGACGUUAAGAUUAAGUUACAAGGAAGACCCGGUCCAGAAGCAGUUAAAAUUAUCCUCAAAGAGUAUGAUUUAUCACUCACGCCUGAAGAAUUUAGUCAACUAGCCGUCGAAAAGCAAAAGAACAGGUGGCAGGAUUCUAAAUUCUUACCGGGUGCUUUAGAAUUGUUACAGUAUUUGUAUGAUAAUUCGGUUCCUAUUGCCCUUGGAACCAGUUCUAAUUCGUACAACUUCAACAAAAAGACAGCGCAUUUGCAGCACGGUUUUAAUUUGUUUGGACCACAUGUUGUUACUGGAGAUGAUGAAAGAAUUCCACCUGGAAGAGGAAAGCCACACCCUGAUAUUUGGUUUGCAUGUUUGAACAGUCUCAAUAAAGAAAGAGAAGAACAAGGUUUGGAAGCCAUAUUGAUUGAGGAAUGUCUUAUUUUUGAAGAUGGUAUACCAGGUGUGAAGUCAGGUAUUGCUGCAAACUCAUACGUAAUUUGGAUACCAGAUGCGCAAGCACUUAAAGUUUUAGAUGGAGAAGAAAAGAUUGUUAUUGGUAAUGGUGGUGAAAUAUUAAAGAGUCUUGUUCAUUUUGAUAAAUCAAAGUAUUCUCUAUAG
This is a messenger RNA of Debaryomyces fabryi, 690 nucleotides long. RefSeq lists its product as uncharacterized. Gene Ontology annotation, molecular function: phosphatase activity. The transcript has a single exon. NCBI's taxonomy places the organism in Eukaryota, Fungi, Ascomycota, Pichiomycetes, Serinales, Debaryomycetaceae. The record is from RefSeq and is a predicted model, not a curated record. Bases 1 to 690 code for a protein of 229 amino acids.